AUGGAGGGUCUCAUGGUUUUCAUAUUUUCUAAAUUACAGGUAACCUAUCUGUGUGAACGUUUGUUCUGUUGUUUUCGUCGUUCUUCCGAUAAUGAUGAUUCACAUAUUCGAUAUGAAUCAUAUUCACAGAAUCGUGGUCCAAGUUCUGUAGACCCAGAAACACGUAGACAAUUGCAAGCAGAAGCUGCUGAACGCCGACUAGCUGAAAGUUCAACACGAGGAAUUGCAGAUCCUGAAAGUGGAAAUCAGAUAAUAAACUACAGUGGAAUGUCAAUUAAGGGAUCUGUUCAUUCUAAUAUAAAUUUAUUCUACCAGAGAUCCGAGGCAUUUGUCUGA
Trichobilharzia szidati is the source of this 336-nucleotide messenger RNA. Lineage: Eukaryota; Metazoa; Platyhelminthes; Trematoda; Strigeidida; Schistosomatidae. The record is from the annotation of a GenBank genome assembly.